Anthostomella pinea is the source of this 1956-nucleotide messenger RNA. The record is from the annotation of a GenBank genome assembly. Lineage: Eukaryota; Fungi; Ascomycota; Sordariomycetes; Xylariales; Xylariaceae.
AUGCCCGAGAAACCGCUCACCGUGGCCACCUACGCCGCCGGUGCUUCUCUGGCCGCCAUCACCCUCGUCUACGUCUUCGCGCCCACCUACCUAAUCGACGGCGACUCCAGUUCUAUUUCGGCUUCUGCGCGCAAGAAGGGCGUCGUGGGUCUCCAGAACCCGGCAAACGACUGCUUCAUCAACUCUGUCCUCCAAGCCCUUGCCGGCCUAACCGAUCUCCGGGUCUACCUGAUCCGAGAAAACCACCGGAGGCACAUUGACGAGCCAUGGGUAUACGAGGAGGUGGUCGAGGUAGAUCCCUUGCGCAAGAAUGCACCCGAGUGGAAGAACCAGGGCCUGCAAGGGGGUAUUGUCACCAAGGGACUUAAGGAUAUUCUCGACGCCCUCAACGAGCGACCCAUUUACAAGAAGGUCAUCUCCGCCACCAGCUUUGUGAAGGUUCUGGAGACCGCUUUUAGACAGCGCAUUAGCCGACAGCAACAAGAUGCCCAGGAAUUUCUGCAGGUGGUGGCCGAGCGGCUAUGUGACGAGUACCAUGCCGGGAUGAGGGCACGGCGUGCUGCCAGAAAGAAAGGCGGAGUCGAGGGCGAACCAACCAGCUCGGCUCCGACAGAGGGAGGUGCUGUGGGUGACGGUCUGGCCGGUGUCGAAUCGAAUGGUGAUACGAGUGAUGACGCGAGCGUACCAAGAAUCGAGGCAGAAGUGGAUUCGACAUUCGAAGACGACGACGAGGAUGGGUUUCCGAUGGAGGGUAAGUACGAAAGCCAAAUCGAGUGCCAGGCGUGCGGCUUCAAGACAAAGCCAACGGAGAGCACCUUCUGCACCUUGACAUUGAGUGUGCCGCAAUCGAGUUCGACUUCUCUCAACGCCUGUCUCGACGGCUUCUUCAAGACGGAAUAUGUGGACGAUUACAAGUGCGAGAAGUGUCGGCUCAUGCACGCCAGAGAUCUUCUGGAGAAGGAGAUGGCGCGCUCAAACUCGGAGAGUUUCAAGAAUGCCACGAGAGAGUCGAUUGCGAAACUCCAGCACGCCAUCGACACCAACCCUGAGGUAGCGCCACCAGAUGUAGUGUUACCAGAUAUGCGGUACGCGCCAAAGUGCAGAAUCGCAAAACACACACGUCUCACCGACUUUCCCAAGAUCAUGGCCAUCCAUCUGUCCAGGUCAAUCUUCGAGACCAACAUAUCACAGAAGAACUCGGCCAAGGUGGUCUUCCCCGAGGAAUUACCGUUAGGCGGCUUACUCUCGAAGAGGAAGUACAAACUACGCGGUACUGUAACACAUAAAGGUAGCCAUCACAGCGGGCAUUACGAAUCUUUUCGGCGGCAGGACAUCUCCCUUCCUUACUCGACAACCAACACCUUUCAACCUUCAGGAGUCUUCGCAAAGUCCGGAAACCCAAGUCCGACCGCUACUCCCAGUCCUGCGGCUACACCUCGGAUCGGCGCAAUAUCCAAGUCGGAAGAACCAAGUCCAGGUGCAUCGACCCCUGACCUUGUCUCAGCUUCCUCGGGGGCGAGCUCAUCGCUCCAUUCACUGGACACGUUACCACGUCCCUCGACGGACACGGCGGCCUCGACCGCGAAUGGGCGAUCAUCACAUCGUCAUAGUCCUACAUCCGCCCCGAAGGAACGCGAUUCCGACAGUAUCAGCCUCAGAUCUGUUGCCGCAUCGGCGCGCUCAACCGUGUCACGGCUAUCGCACUCGGCUAGGAACAGCCGCCAACGCAGCCCCGCCGGCAAACGUGCCUCUGCGCAUUCAACAGCAAACGGUACCGUGAAGCCAUCCAAAAUGAAUCUCGCCAAGCACAAGCGGCGCAAGCAAAAUGACAGAUGGUGGCGGAUCAGCGAUGAGAAGAUCAAGGAGGCCAAGACAAGCGAGGUCUUGGGCAUGCAGCGUGAAGUGUACCUACUCUUCUACGAGUUGGAGCGCGAGGGCCCGGCGCAGUCAUCGUAG